GCGAUUCACGCGGUAAUUUGAUCGUGUCAGCUGUAGCAACGCGGUCGUGAUCUUCAACAUAGAGUUCCGCCUUUUCACAGCGAAAACUACUCCACAAAUUUAGUGGUUCAAGAUGAAGUCUAGUCCAGACUCACCGAUUAUUUCAAUCAGUCCGAGACAUUAUAUUCAUGUGCUGAACUUGAAUACUCAUGUGACCUCACUUGUUGUUGGACCUAAAACAUAUGUUUGCCAACAGGAUGAAAAGAUUGUUCUCGGACCUGAGGAACUAACUGUCGUCCCGACGAUGAUGUACUGCGUGAUUCGAAACCCUGUUAUAACAGACAAAGAUGGUGUUCCAGUAGUCGAUAAAUAUGGACAGGUUAAAGUUCGAAUGGGUGACGAGGAGUACCGUUUCGCCCAAGACCCUUUCCCAUUGUAUCCAGGUGAAGCUAUAAAGGAUAUCGUUAGGCCUCUACCUGUUGUUCUGCCAAACUCGGCGCUCAGAUUACGAGCCGUUUCGGAUUUCGAAGAUGGAAACGUCAAGCGAAUAGCUGGAGAGGAAUGGUUGUUUGAGGGACCUGGUACCUAUUACCCUAGAAAAGAGGUUGAAAUCAUAAAAUGCGAGCAAGCCAAAGUAAUUCUUGUCAACUCUGCUCUUGUAAUGGAGGCUACGAAAGAUUGCGUCGAUCGAGGUGGUGUUUCUCGUGUUUACGGUGAACGAUGGUUAGUGACGACACCAGGUGCAUACCUCCCUGGUGUCUAUGAGCAAAUCGUCGACGAACGCAAAGCGAUUACACUAACAGACAGACGAGCGAUAUGUGUCAAAGCUGUUAAGUCUCAUUGUGACAAGUUCGGGAAAUAUCGCAAAACUGGUGAAGAGUGGUUAAUUACACAUGAAGAUGCGGAGUAUCACAUUUGCAGCGCACUUGAGGAGUUUGUGAAAGAGGUUGAUGUUACAAUCCUACGUGUCCAUCAGUUUUGUGUAGUAGUCAACCCUUGGGAUGAGAACGGUGUUCCUCAGUUAGGGAGAAAAUUAUUAGUACGUGGUGAGAAGUCGUUCUUUCUGAGACCAGGAGAGUAUUUAGAAACGGGAGUUCAAGAUGCUUAUAUUUUGCAGAACAACGAAGGCCUUAUUCUUCGAGCUAAAGAACAGUUUGUUGACGAUAUAUGUGGGGACGCUGUAUCUGAGGGGGACUCUGUAAAGCAGAAAUGUAUACGUCGUCCUGGUGAUCGGUGGAUGUUGCGUGGACCCAUCGAAUACAUACCUCCUGUUGAAGUGGAUGUGAUAGACCGUCGUAAUGUAAUUCCUCUCGAUUGUAAUGAAGGGAUCUAUGUUCGUAAUAUGCAAACAGGACAAGUUCGUGCUGUUAUUGGUGAAGCUUAUAUGUUAAAUCAAGAUGAAGAAUUAUGGGAGAAGAAACUCCCACCUGAGGUUGUUCAGUUGUUGGAAAGCAAUAUUGACCCAUUUGCUGACCGCGGAGUUCGAUCUUCUCCAGAUUCAGUUAACCGUCUUGACCCAACUCGUGUAGUUACUUUCCGUGUUCCACACAAUGCUGCAGUUCAAAUUUAUGACUAUAAAAAUAAAAGGGCAAGAGUCGAGUUUGGACCGAAUUUAGCCAUGUUAGGACCAGAUGAACAAUUUACUCGUUUGAGCCUGAGUGGUGGGAAACCGAAGAAACCGAAUGUGAUUAAAAGUCUGUGUUUACUGUUAGGUCCAGACUUUUGUACCGAUGUUGUAAUUGUUGAAACUGCGGACCAUGCUCGCUUAUCUUUGCAACUAUCGUACAAUUGGGUGUUCGAUGUCUCUCCAUCAUGCAGUGCAGCUGAUGCUGCUAAGUUAUUUUCAGUGCCUGAUUUUGUUGGAGAUGCUUGUAAAGCUAUUGCAUCUCGUGUUCGUGGCACUGUUGCAUCUGUUCAAUUUGAUGAUUUUCAUAAGGUAAGGUUUAUCAUUUUGCAGUCUAGUGGUUCUAUUGGAUCAGUACACUGAUUAUAUUGCAAAUUUAUUCAGGUGGAUGAGGCCUUAGUUAAUCGUCAAUCGUUUAGGUGCCUUCUCACGAAUUUCUCGUAGCAACUGUAUACGUUUUGUUAGAGACAUUGUUAGUUACUGCGAUGUCUAGAUGAAGGAUUGAUUUGUGGUGUUAAGUUGUAUUGUGAUUGUGACUCUUACUGAUAAGAGAGUGAUAUGACCAAACUUCAUGCAACAACAUAUAUGCUUUACACCCUUUGUUAGCAUGUUGUCAUGGACGGGAGCUAUUAAGAAAUGUUUAGUAAACAUAUCUUAGAAACUUGAUUGAGUUUUUCUGAGGUGGGAAGAUGGACAGCAACAACCUAUAAUGUAGUGCGAAUGAAUAUCUAUUCAAUUACUACCGAAUACAUACACACAAUGAGAAUAAAUAAAGGAGUGACAAGUAGUUGGAGGAAAGAUAGUAAUACCAAGUGUAGUAGGAAACUGAAAGACAAGUUGGUUGAGUGAAAAUCUAGAAUAGUUUGUUGUUCAGAAUCUAUGGAAAGUUAAAUUAUGAUAGAAUGUGUGAUACUGAUACCGAUAUAGAGCGAUGUCGUUUAAAUUUUUCACUGAUCAAUAGCAUUUGUUCAGUGCAUUUGUGCAGACUAGUAAGGACAAGUCUCUGAGACAGUAAAAAUUACUUGAAAUUCAACCUCUUAUUCGAAAUAAACAUACUUAAUGCUGUUGUAUCAUUUAAUAAGAAACUUAAAGUUGACCAUCAGUAUUACAUAGGUCAGUUAUUUAUGUAGUUGAGUUAAAGCUUCUAUUUGUUAAUGACUACUGUUUUGUAUCUCCAUCCUAGAAAGUGUGCCGAGUUGUAACAAAAUGUGUCACAUGAACUGUGUAGAAUUUUAUGGAGAGAGGAGUCAUUGUGAUUCCCAGAAAGUUUGUUAAAUGAUGUGUCAUUCUUUUCACUUUCAAUAUUCACAUUGUGUACCACCAUACUUGUUUCUCAAAUAUAGAAUGGAGUAGUAAGAAGAUUCCUUAAUCAAAAUGAUCUGGUUUGUUUACAGUAAGAUAAGUUUUGGUGAUGAAGAAUAAGAAUUGAAUCAGUAAGUCACCCAGAUACAACGUAGGACCAAGCACAAAUAUGCAUCGGUCAAGUAAUUGUAUUUGAAGAGAGACGUAGUUCUGGAGAAUCGUUCAAACUAGUUAUUCGUCAACACGAUGUUAUUCUGACUUUAAUGGGUGUAUAUUGACGGUAGAUAGGUCAGAGCUACAUUGAUGGUUGUCAGCUGAGGACAUCUUAAAGAUUAGGAUUUUCUAUGAGAAUAGAAAAUGGUUCAGUCAGUGUUUUGUUUAAGGAAAUUAGUGGUAAGCCUCAAAAGCUGCUCAGAAUUCAUGCGUUAAUGCUAAAACACCACCAGUGUUUGAGUACGAAAUUAGUGUAAUUAUACGGGUUUUGUUUCGGUGGGGAGCCUUAUACCUCUACUGCCAGUUAGAUUUUUUGAAGAAAGGUAUGGUAGUUUUGUGAACUAGAUUUUGGUAUUGUAUGUGUUGAAUACUGAUUUCGAGCCUCAAGAGAAACUUCAAUACUAGCCGGGACUUGGUUAGAUCUGAAUGAUGAGUCCUCAUGUAGGCGGAAACACUGUCAUGAACUAUACUCGUUUCCCCUAUAUUUUUAUUUAGCACUCAGCACGAAUUAUUCGUGCCUCCGUAUUCGGAUUGGAUGAAUCAGGAAAGGUUCGGGAUCGGAUAGUUUUUCCUCAAAAUAAUCUUCAUAUUACAAGCGUGGAUGUACAGUCUGUGGAACCAGUGGAUCAACGAACUCGGGAUUCGUUACAGAAGUCAGUCCAACUUGCCAUUGAGAUAACGACCAAUUCGCAAGAGGCAGCUGCACGUCACGAAGCUGAAAGACUCGAACAGGAAGCCAGAGGUCGGUUAGAGCGUCAAAGAAUUGAGGAUGAAGCGGCUGCUGAACAAGCCAGGCGUAAUUUGCUUGAAAUCCGAGUGCAAUUGGCUGCACUAGAAAGUAGUAGUCAAGCGAAGGCCGAAGCAGAGAGUCGAGCUGAGGCGAAUCGUAUUUCCAGUCAAGCUGCAGUGGAAGAAGCUAAACUUCGAGCAGAAGCCUUAUCUAUUGAAACGAAUGCAGAAUUAGAAAGACUCAAAUUGGCUCGAGCUGCAGAGAUCGCCUAUAUCAAGGAAAAGAAUGAAUUAGCUCUAAAGUAUAAGGAAGACGAAACAGAAAUCGAGAAGUCGCGUUUCAUUUCAAUGGUGAAUGCAUUAGGUGCAGAUACACUACGUGCAAUGGCAACAGCCGAAUCAGACCAUAAUCUGAGCAUGUUGAACGCUUUGGGCCUACAAAGUACAUUAAUUACAGAUGGGACGACACCAGUGAAUUUGUUAACUACUGCUCAUGGUUUAAUCGGUUCAGUGUCUAAAGGUUCUUCUCGUAAACGUACUUCAGAGGUUUUAGACGAUGUAGAUGGAAAAUGAAGCUCAAUCGAUAUUUACUGUUUACAUUCAUGAGUUUUGCUUUAAUCUAUUUCUUUAUACUUGCUUGAUUUUUUAAUGUAUUGUUUCAACAUACUUUUCUCAUAGUUGGCUGUGACGAUUUCUUCAAAUGAAUACUUAAUAAAAUAUGUGAUACUUGUGC
Messenger RNA from Schistosoma margrebowiei, 4580 nucleotides. The record is from the annotation of a GenBank genome assembly. NCBI's taxonomy places the organism in Eukaryota, Metazoa, Platyhelminthes, Trematoda, Strigeidida, Schistosomatidae.